GCCCGCUCCCGGGGUUGCCCCUCCCUGCGGGCCGCGUGUGAAUCAGGAACCCCGCGUCACCCCUUUCCAGUACCCCCACCCCAGUCCUGCUCGGCCGACCCUGGGUCCAAGUCAAGUACCCCCACCCCCAAUUCUGGAAGGGAAAUCCUGCUUUUCGAAGCCUGAAGCCUCCCGAUGGCAGAGGGAGGAAGACAAGAGCAGCAGAGUGGUGGACUCAGCAAAGCUGGUUCCCAUCGCCUCAACGGGGGGGCUGCCAUGUGUCCCCCCAGAGUCAGGGUCUCUGCUGUCCCUCCACUGUGUCCCCAGUAGGCAUGCCUCCGGCUCACAAGUGUACCCAGGCUGUGCUCAACGCCGACGGGCUCAAAGAGGAUGAUGUGACCAUACGGCUAGACAGGAGGGAAAAGGCAGCUGCCAGUGGCUUGCCUCAUAGGCACUGGGACCUGGCCCACGGGACGAGAGGGGACACCGCGGCCAUCAGUACUGCAGGCCGGGCCAUGGACCCGCACGAGAUGGUCGUCAAGAACCCAUAUGCCCAUGUCAGCAUCCCUCGGGCUCACCUGCGGCCUGAUCUGGGGCAGCAGCUGGAGAUGGCUCCCUCUUCCCAGGGGUCACAGCCUCUGCCUGUGGCUGUGGAUUCCUGCACCUUGGAGCCUGCCCGGCUCCUGCAACCCACCGAGGAUGCCCCAGGGAGUAAGGGGGCCAAGGGGGCCAAGGGAGCCGCCCAGAUCCAGGGCCAACAGACCUGGCAGCAGCCCUGCAACCCCUACGGCAGCGGGCGGCGCGAGGCAGGACUGACCUACGCCGGCCUGCCGCCCGUCGGGCGCGGGGACGACAUCGCCCACCACUGCUGCUGCUGCCCUUGCUGCUCCUGCUGCCACUGCCCUCGCUUCUGCCGCUGCCACAGCUGCUGCUGCGUCGUCUCCUAGUCCGGCCCCGCCGGGCUGAGCGGCCUGCGGCAGGACCCAACGUGGCUCAGUGGCCACCACAGUGCCCGCAUAUUUGGGCCAGCCACUGGACCAUUGUCACGGGGCAUUGGCCACCUUCCACCCUGGGUAGGAGCAUCUACCUGCCAAGGAGGCCAACAGCCCAGCUCUGGCUCCUGGAAAUAGCCCUGGGCACUGGCUGCCAUGGUGGCCCUGGGGACGCCCUUGACCACCUCCCUCAGGGCCCAUGGCCCUGGCAAUAAAGCAGAGUGACCUCUG
Messenger RNA from Suricata suricatta (meerkat), 1202 nucleotides. It is a transcript of the gene CYSRT1, whose product is annotated as cysteine rich tail 1. The record is from RefSeq and is a predicted model, not a curated record. NCBI's taxonomy places the organism in Eukaryota, Metazoa, Chordata, Mammalia, Carnivora, Herpestidae. The transcript has 3 exons. The coding region runs from base 312 to 926 and encodes 204 amino acids.